AUGUCUCAGUGUUCUCUAUCGCUGUUAGCUUCUGUCUCUGUGAACCCCAAAAUGCAAACCCUCCUUUCUUUCUCACACUCUCCUUCAACUCCACAUCUUCAAAACCUCACAACCAGGCCAAAGUUCCCUCCUCAGCUCCACCCCAUCAAUGCCCUCUCACUCCCCCCAUCUCCGACUUUGCCCCUCACUGCCUCAAAGUCUUCUCCUUUCCUCAUUUCCUCCCCUAAACUUUCAUCUUUCAGGAUCCUUGCUGCCUCCAUCCCUGAUGCUAGAAGUGAUGAACCUACCAAAACCACUGGCUUGGUCAAGACCCUGCAACUUGGAGCCAUGCUUGCACUUUGGUACCUCUUGAACAUCUACUUCAACAUCUACAACAAGCAGGUUCUAAAAGUCUAUCCAUUUCCAGCAACAGUUACAGCAUUUCAAUUUGGCUUUGUGUCAUUGGUGAUUAAUUUAAUCUGGACCUUCAAUCUCCAUCUCAGACCAAGCAUCAGUGGUUCACAGCUUGUAAUAACACUCCUUCCAAUGGCUGUGGCUCACACAUUGGGGAACCUCUUGACCAACAUUAGUCUUUGCAAGGUUGCUGUAUCUUUCACUCACACAAUCAAAGCCAUGGAACCUUUCUUUACUGUUCUUCUUUCUGCCCUUUUCCUGGGUCAGAGGCCUACUUUCUGGGUGUUUUCUUCCCUUAUGCCAAUUGUUGGGGGGGUGGCAUUGGCAUCAAUGACUGAAGUCUCUUUCAAUUGGAUCGGAUUCACCACUGCUAUGGCAGCUAACAUUACAAAUCAAUCACGGAACGUUUUGAGCAAAAAAAUGAUGACUAGUGAAGAGGAAACUUUGGACACUAUCAAUCUCUAUGGAGUUACAACGAUCAUUUCCUUCAUCCUGUUGGUUCCAUUUGCCUUACUUGUGGAGGGUGUCAAGUUUUCUCCUUCAUACCUGCAAUAUGCUAUGGUAUCACCAGUGACACACUCAGUUGCAAACAGUGUGAAGCGUGUGGUUAUCAUUGUUUCCUCAGUCAUCUUCUUUCAAACUCCCGUCUCUCUUGUUAAUGCACUUGGGUACCGCUACUACUUGUAA
This is a messenger RNA of Sphenostylis stenocarpa, 1080 nucleotides long. The record is from the annotation of a GenBank genome assembly. Lineage: Eukaryota; Viridiplantae; Streptophyta; Magnoliopsida; Fabales; Fabaceae.